Molecule: messenger RNA, 735 nt
Organism: Papilio machaon (common yellow swallowtail)
Lineage: Eukaryota; Metazoa; Arthropoda; Insecta; Lepidoptera; Papilionidae
Exons: 4
Coding region: 139-735 (198 amino acids)
Molecular function (GO): sequence-specific DNA binding
Source: RefSeq, a predicted model, not a curated record
AUCAACAUCACAAAUUAGUUAAUCCUACCAUUGUUUAGUGUUUUUGUAUAAGUGUUAGUAACAUACAUGCAGAUAGGCCCUCCGUUAGGAGUUUGGACCGUUUAUAUCUCAGUGUAGUGCUAUUAAACAUUUUUCACUAUGCCCCGGAACGUUUGCUGUGUUCCUGGAUGCCCGAAUAAAUCAGAAGACGGUGUUCCUCUUCAUUACUUCCCAAACCCUGACAAAGAUGCUGAAAGGUUUCAAAAAUGGGUCAGUACAAUUGAAAGCGAUAUUGUUCAUCUGGAUAGCACCACUGUCUACAAAACUUACAGAGUCUGUAGACAGCACUUUAAGGAAGCAUUUCUGUAUCCUAAAAACAGACUUUGUAAAUUAGCUGUUCCAUCCUUGCUUUUACCUAUUGAAGGAAUAUCAGCAUCAAGUGCAGAUCAGUUCCUCCCAGACCAACCAUCUACAUCUCACAAUGUCACAUUGUGUCUUUCUUAUGUAGAAAGACAGAAACCUAUCCGAAAAACUGUAAUAAACAGGCCACUUACUUCAGAAGAGCUGGACUACGAAAUACCCGCAAACGCCGCCGAAGUCCCUGCAAUCACGAACGAGGAAUUCGUAGGCGCAUACAACGCAAUAAAGAAUAAGAAGGCGCCGGGUAUGGAUUCCAUCCCUAACGUAGCUCUGAAGGCGGCAAUGAAGGGAGAGCAAAAUGGGUUUCAGGAGGUAUUUAACAGUGGUCAGCAGUGA